Strongylocentrotus purpuratus (purple sea urchin) is the source of this 2759-nucleotide messenger RNA. It is a transcript of the gene c4orf47, whose product is annotated as UPF0602 protein C4orf47 homolog. The coding region runs from base 283 to 1212 and encodes 309 amino acids. The transcript has 7 exons. Lineage: Eukaryota; Metazoa; Echinodermata; Echinoidea; Camarodonta; Strongylocentrotidae. Gene Ontology annotation, cellular component: centrosome. The record is from RefSeq and is a predicted model, not a curated record.
AAGGUUUGAUGUGCGGGAAACUCGGGGGUAGUGAUUAAUCUGUGGAUGUGGACGUACGUACGACGACGCGUAGACUGAGCUGACGAAGAGAAGUUCAUCAUAGAUAAUUUAGUUCCUGGAGGCUUCUCUUUUCGCUGUGGAAAAACGAUUAAUAUUAUUCUGGACUGUAAUAUUAUAAACGAUAUUUUCAUCAGCAGUGUGAAUGUGAUUCUUCUGCUCAUUGGAUUCUUACACAUCAAGUCAACCUUCUCAUCAACAUAAGCAAGGAUACAAACAGUCAUCAUGUCAGGAAAGACAGACAUGGAGAGGAUUGGUCUCUUCCAAGAGAUGGGUUAUGUCUCUAUUGGAGAUAGAUACGUCCCACCAGGGUCCAAAGCAUUCAAUGAAGCUGCAGGUAAAAGCAAACAGAUGUUACCAGGUGGCAGCAAGGUACGAUCUGCUCUUCAGGCUGGUUAUUUUGAUGAUAAGUAUACCCGAGUGUUUGAAUCAGAAGGGUACAGCGAUGCGGUCAAAAGGAGACGGCAAGACAGGUUGAAGGAGAGUAAAAAGAACAUUGGCAAAGCAUUCCUUCCAAGCAGUGGAGAAAAACUAAUGAGUGGUCUUGGCAAUCAUUAUGGAACUCUAUCAGGACCAGUGCCAGCUCUCAGUCCUGUCAAGAAAGCAGGCAAAGCACAUAAGAGCGAUGGAAAGAAUGUGAUUACUAACCCAAGCAAGAAGGGCACAGGCUAUGGGUACCCCGGAUUGACACUUGGAAAGGGCAUCACAUACUCCCCAAAUGCAUAUGACAAAGGAAAGGAAUUAAGAAAGAAAAGCUUAGAACAACAUAAGAGUUCCAUGAAGGGUGGAGCGUUUCGUCUUAACAUGCAUCCUAAGGCACUGUUUGAUGCUAACCCCUACGCUCACGACAGACCGCUGCCUCCAGUCAAAGCUAAGCUCGCUACGAAAAAGAUCUCAACCCCAUUCAAACCUAGCCAUCCUGCUAAGAUCAUCGGUGGGGCAAAGGCUGGAACCUUUGACCCUUACCCCUCACAUUCCAAUGACCCCUACCGUCUUAAGGUCAAGAAGGGGCCGCCUCCUACGAACAGCUCUGGCAAGAUAUUUACACCAUCACCGGGCCCCAAGUCAGCUCCUACAACAUCUAUCAUCAAUCAAAACAUUAUCAGAACCAUGAACAGCACGAACUACAGAUCGAUUGGAACGACAUUAGCGUGAUCAUCAUCAAGAUUUUGCAAUCACACAGGAAACCGAGUGUGAAAUAUGAACAAUGGUGUAUUCAGACUCUGUGAUGAAUGAAGAACACUGAAGCCCCCAGAAGAACGUAGCUUUUUACCUCUGUGAACAUUCAAUCUUUUAAAGCACUGGAAUAAAAACAGUUUUCAGCAGAAGAUAUCCAGCGGACUAUAGUUUUGCUAUAAUGACUUGGAUCAUUUAUCCUGUGAUGAAGAUUCCAUUCAACUUGUAAGGUUUUUUGAUAUACCGGUACAUGUACUUUCAACCUAUCAUGAACUAAAGUAAUUUAUGACUUAAAAGAAUCAUGUUGAAGAUGAAAUUAAUGCAGCAAGCAAUAUUUUACGAAUCCACCUUCUGUUGUUAUUUUGAGCUACAUGUCAGUCCGUGUAAGAGGUAUUACUGUCUGUAUGGAAUCUUAGCCUUUGUGUCUUCAAGAUUUUGUAAAUAACUCAAGUUCAGAAAUAGUAUAAUGUAAAAUAUUAUAGCCUUGUAAAUAUUUAUAUAUAUGAAGAAUAGAUUGAAAAGGAAAUAAAUUGAAGCACCUUUCACAAAUAUACCCAUACAAAUUGAACUAAUACCAUGCGUUUCUACAUUUAUGCAGGAGGAAUGCUAAAUGACAAUGAAAAGAUCUCUCACUUAAAUGAGAUAUAAAUGGUUGCUAGGAGACAGGCCCAGGUCAUUAAUUUUGUGUUGAGGUUAUUUAAAGCAAUUCUUUCAGACAAAACGUGGUGUCCGACAGUUAGGCCUACAAAAUCCAGAAGUGUAAUCAUGUCUAGACUGAGAAUUAAAGAAACAUUUUCAGAGUAUAGUAAAACGCCCCAAAUCUAUGAAGCAUGUUAUUUUUGUUUCCUAUACAUUUGCAAUGUAGUCUAAAUGAUUGACAUGGGUUUUUUUUUAAGCCAAGGAAUGCCUUCAUGUAUUUCUGUUUUUGCUUGUGCAUGAACAUGAUAACUCAGCAAUAUAAUGUUCCCCAAGAUAACGUUAAAAUGUUCAAGACACUUUCAUGAUAGCUAAAUACAGUGUCAGCAGAGUGAAGAUGAUUUAAACUUAUUCAUUAAUACAACAGAGGUUCUUAGUCUGGGGACGGGGGGAAUCAUGGACAAUUACUUUGGAGGUGCAUGACAUCUUUUCAUUCAUUAUGCAUUUGUGUUUAGGAGGGGAGACAAUACUGACCAAGACAACGAGAUGGGCGAUGUAUGUAUAAAAAGGAUUAGAAUCUCCUUUCAGAGGCUAGAAGUUUGUCGAACAGGAGUACACAAAACACUGAAAUGUACACGUUUAUCAGUUUUAAAAGAAAUUUAUUAUAUGUCUGAUCUUGCUUUUCAAUUCGAAAAAAGAUAAAUGCCAUCGUAAUAUGCAAGAUAUUGACGGUGUCAUUUAUUCAAUCCGUCCAAAGUACAGGAGCAUGUAUCUCUUUGAAAUAUGAAUGGUUGCUACUAUUGUAUUCUAAAAUUGCUUCUUAUUGAAUCAUCUUUCAAAAAGUGCUCUAAAUGGAAGUCUUUGUAAUAAAUGACAACUUUAUAUACAAA